UACGGGGACAGGGCUGAGAGGAAGGAGGGAGAGGGGGAGAGAGAGAGAAAAGAGAAAGCAAGACUGUGAAACGGUACCAUAGUCACGGAGCCUUUAGCGACCGAGGAGGAGAGAUAAAGCACAGACAGAAACACGGGCGAACUGCGGUCAGUAAUGUCGGCGGUGGCGGUGGUAUUGAGCUGCGCGACGGCGCUGCUGCUGCUGGCGGCUCCGGGUGGACACGCAGCGUCUUCGGCGGAGCGAGGCGGCGGCGGCGGCAUCUCUUUCGAGUAUCACCGCUAUGAGGAGAUGCGCAAAGCGCUGGUGGCCGUAUGGCUGCAGUGCCCCUCCAUCAGCCGCAUCUACACGGUGGGGGAGAGCUACGAGGGCCGAGAGCUUUUGGUGCUGGAGCUGAGCGACAACCCGGGGAUCCACGAGCCCGGUGAGCCGGAGUUUAAGUACAUUGGAAACAUGCAUGGCAAUGAAGCUGUGGGCAGGGAGCUGCUGAUCUACCUGGCCCAGUAUCUCUGUAACGAGUACCAGCAGGGCAAUGACACCAUUAUCAACCUGAUCCACUCCACGCGCAUCCACAUCAUGCCCUCCAUGAACCCCGAUGGCUUUGAGAAAGCAGCCUCACAGUCUGGUGAGAUGAAGGACUGGUUCGUGGGCCGCACCAACGCUCAGGGUAUCGAUCUGAACCGGAACUUUCCGGACCUUGACCGCAUCGUCUACAUGAACGAGAGAGAGGGAGGAGCUAACAACCAUCUGCUGAAGAACAUGAAGAAAGCUGUAGAUGAAAAUACCAAGCUCGCUCCUGAGACAAAGGCAGUGAUUCACUGGAUCAUGGACAUUCCGUUUGUGCUGUCGGCCAACCUUCAUGGAGGAGACGUGGUGGCCAACUACCCAUAUGACGAAACUCGCAGCGGCUCUACUCACGAGUACAGCGCAAGCCCUGAUGACUUGGUGUUUAAGAACCUGGCCAAGGCGUACUCCAGCUACAACUCCGUCAUGUCGGACCCUAAGCGGCCGCCAUGCCGUAAGAAUGAUGACGACUCCAGUUUCAAAGAGGGCAUCACCAAUGGAGGGGCCUGGUACAGCGUGCCUGGAGGCAUGCAAGACUUUAACUAUCUGAGCAGUAACUGUUUUGAGAUCACGCUGGAGUUGAGCUGUGAUAAGUUUCCUCCAGAGAACACCCUCAAAAUGUACUGGGACCAGAACCGCAACUCCCUCAUCAACUACAUAGAGCAGGUUCAUCGUGGAGUAGCAGGCUUUGUGCGUGAUCUUCAGGGCAAUCCCAUCUCCAAUGCCUCUAUUUCUGUGGAGGGCAUCGACCACGACAUCACCACAGCUAAGGAUGGUGAUUACUGGCGUUUAUUGACUCCUGGUAAUUAUAAAGUUUCUGCGUCAGCUCCUGGGUACCUCACUGUAAUCAAGAAAGUGGCCGUCCCCAACAGUGCCGCUACCCGGCUUGACUUUGAGUUGGAGUCAUUGGAGGAAAGGAAGGAGGAAGAGAAGGAGGAGCUCAUGGAUUGGUGGAAGAUGAUGUCAGAGACACUCAACUUCUAACUGGCCAAACCAGUCACUGUCAGGUUCUGAUCGACUGAGGGUAUCAAGAGCAUCCUGGGUGUAAAAUAUCUAAUCAUUGUUGUACGUGUGCUCGCCCACAUUAUGGUAGCUUUUUCUUUUUUUUUUUUGUUUUUUUUGUUUUUUUUUGAGGGGCACUACAUGUGGACUCUAUCAUAUAUUAAUCAUAUCUUGUAUAUACAGUACUAUAAGUGCUGCAUUAAGACAGAAGCAGGUUAAGUUGGGCUCUUCUCAGCCAGAAAGAAGACCUGUGGAAGUCUGCACAAUCGUAGACUGUAGUUUCACGUUAUAAAGGGUCCUAAUGUCGUGCUCUUCGGUAAAGAAUCACUGUUUGUCUUAUUGAUGGGUUCUUUUUUGGCAAAUAUUGGUAAAACAUCUAGCUUAUGGGUGUUGUUGCUACAAAACAUCAAUUGUCCACUAUCUGCGUAUGUGUCCACAUAGACACACAUUUACCAACACACACACACACACACAUUCAGGUAGUGAAUAACGCAGAUGGUGUGGUUUUAUUGAUCAAUUUAUCUUUCCUUUUUGAACCAUGUGCUGACGUUGUUGUUGUUCCGUAGCCGCGGUCACCACUUCCACCAACCAAUCAGAAAGCACUGUGUCGUGAACGAAUGUACGUGUUGAAAUUACUCAUAUCAAUCACUAUAGAUUACGAUUGUGACCAGUUAUGACUGAAGCCAAUGUAGAAGAUUUAUGCUUUGCAUCUCCAUCUCUGUUGAAACACUGUCCUGUGGAUUUUAACGUUUUUGUUUUUCUUUUUUGCUAUUUUAAAAGGGAGUUGCAUCGAUAACUCACCUCAUAUGUCGUUUUAAUGAUAUUAUUGAAUAUUUAAACUGAUUCUGAAUGCUGAAGAAUGUUAUCAGUGAACUCCUUUAAUAUUAGAACUCUAUAGGAACCUAAGUAAUUCUAUUAUAGUUAUAAGCUUGUAUUAUGUAUGUUCUUAAAGUUACACUUUGAAUUUAAAGCGGCACAAACGUGAGUUAUUUCUGUAAAGAUAGAGAUAUAGAAAGGCGCGUAGGCUUUUAUAAACUAUACCAAAAUGCACAGCUGUGUGAUAACGAGAACAAUCGACGGUCUUUAUUUAACGAACACUCUGUAAUAUACAAAUCCUGCAACUGUAAAUGUCUGUUUACCAUCCCACUAUAUGUAUCAUUAAGAUAAGAAGGUAUAUUUAAACUUGCACUGCAAAAUCCCCUGUGUUAAAACAACACCUACAGCAACAGUGUAAGCUCUCCUGUGCAGGUGUUCAUUUAACGCUUAGGAUUUUGCUCUUCAGCAGCACUACACACGAAUGCACACAAACCUACUGAAGUAUUAAUGACGUCAUAAAAACUGUCUAAACCUCUAACGCUUCAAUAUCUGUCUCCCGUUCAGAGCUUUAUGAAGAGUUUCAGUCAUAUCAGAGUUAAACCCAAAGCCAUAACGCUAAAGAUGAUUUAAAACCCAUGCUUCUAUUUCUCCUCCCAAAUUUAAGUGGUACGUCUUGUAUAUGAAUGUAACGAUGAUUUUAACUGAAUUCAAUUCACAAAUUAAACUUCCCUUUCUGUUGUCA
Molecule: messenger RNA, 3121 nt
Organism: Colossoma macropomum (tambaqui)
Lineage: Eukaryota; Metazoa; Chordata; Actinopteri; Characiformes; Serrasalmidae
Gene: cpe
Product: carboxypeptidase E
Exons: 9
Coding region: 154-1545 (463 amino acids)
Biological process (GO): proteolysis
Molecular function (GO): metallocarboxypeptidase activity; zinc ion binding
Source: RefSeq, a predicted model, not a curated record